CACAACCUCUUACCAACACAAACAGACUAAGCUUGGUUUGGUUUAAUUACGUUGCCAUUUUCUGGUCUUGACUUGGUCGCAUUAUACUAUAUGAACUUGAAGAAAAUGGAAGUUUGCGGUGGCUAAGUCUCGGCAACUUCUAUGGCCUACUCUGGUGUCUGGGCAAUGUGUGAGGGAGGAUACAGCGUAGGCAAUUUAAUAAACAAUUUGCAGAAGACAAUUAAGAAGAAUCACAGUGGGAGCAGAAUAAUAACUGUUAUGGAAUUUGAAUCAGACUGGACAAAGCAUAGAAAAUCAUCUGCUCAUACUGCUCAAGUGAUUAGUUCUGCAACAUCGUUCAUGCCUUGGUCUCGUAGAAUCCCAAUUGUUGAAGGAUUUUAUGAAUUUCUUUAGUUACAUGCUUCUCAGUAACACAUUUGCACACUAUUUGGUUGAAAGAUCUCUACUAAAAACUUUCUAGAUAUUUAGUGUAUAAUUGCUGGUUUAAAAAAAAAAUGCCUGAUCUUGCUGUUGGAAAGAAGAGAUUUAUCCAGCCAAAUAUGUGUUUCACCAAUUUGACCAAUCAAGAUAAAUCAACUCUUUCACAAAGUGAUAAUUGUUUCUUCUCCGAAGCACUGAGUGAAGAUUAUAGCCCAAUUCUACCUGGGCUGCCUGAUGAUGUGGCCGAGUAUUGUCUGGCACUUGUGCCUCGUUCCAAUUUCCCUGCUAUGGGGGGUGUCUGUAAGAGAUGGAGAUCGUUUAUUCAAAGCAAAGCAUUCACCACAGUGCGAAAAUUGGCUGGGAUGCUUGAGGAAUGGCUCUAUUUCUUAACAACAGACUGUGAAGAAAAGGAAAGUCAUUGGGAGGUUGUGGAUUGUCUCGGUCGUAAAUGCCGAUCUCUCCCACCAAUGCCGGGUCCAGGAAAGGCUGGGUUUGGAGUGGUGGUUCUUAAUGGAAAGCUUCUUGUUAUGGCUGGUUAUUCAGCUCUUGAAGGAACUGCCUCUGCCUCAGCAGAGGUUCACCAAUAUGAUUCUUGCCUCAAUAGCUGGAGCAGUUUGUCGAACAUGAAUGUGGCUCGUUAUGACUUUGCUUGUGCUGAAGUGAAUGGUCUGGUUUAUGCUGUUGGAGGGUAUGGGGAGAAUGGAGACAGUUUGUCCAGUGCUGAGGUGUAUGAUCCAGAUACUGACGAAUGGACACUGAUAGAGAGUCUUCGCCGUCCGAGAUGGGGUUGUUUUGCUUGUGGAUUUGAGGGUAAGCUCUAUGUGAUGGGUGGAAGGUCAAGCUUCACCAUUGGAAACUCCAAGUUUGUUGAUAUAUACAACCCUGAGAGACACACCUGGUGUGAGAUUAAGAAUGGCUGUGUUAUGGUCACAGCUCAUGCAGUAGUGGGAAAAAAGUUGUUCUGCAUAGAGUGGAAGAACCAGCGGAAGCUGGCUAUAUUCAGUCCAGAGGACAAUUCAUGGGAAAUGGUACCGGUUCCUUUGACAGGGAGCACUAGUGUUGGCUUUCGGUUUGGGAUGCUGGAUGGCAAGUUGCUGCUCUUCCCUCUGCUCGCAGAACAUGCUCAUCAAACAUUGUUGUAUGAUCCGAAUGCAGCUCUGGGGUCAGAGUGGCGAACUUGUGACAUAAGACCAUCUGGUUUGUGCUUGUACUGUGUAACAAUCAAGGCAUGA
Messenger RNA from Vigna unguiculata (cowpea), 1652 nucleotides. Its product is annotated as F-box/kelch-repeat protein At1g67480-like. The record is from RefSeq and is a predicted model, not a curated record. Lineage: Eukaryota; Viridiplantae; Streptophyta; Magnoliopsida; Fabales; Fabaceae. Gene Ontology annotation, molecular function: protein binding.